CGCCGGCCGCCGCCGCCGUGCUCGCGGCCGGAAUCGGGAAGCUCCUCCGUCACCCUCCCAAACCCCAGCUCAAGCGCUCCGCUCCGUCCCUCUUUGUCUCCCUCAGCAAAAAGACCGGAGGCGCUCGCUUCGUCGGCAGCCGAAGCCGAGGACCUGAGACGAGCGAGCAGCCACAGCUUUGAGCUCGCGCGGAGGCAAGGAAUGUCCGCCGGCCGUCGGCCGCCGCGGCCCGCAGGGACGACGGCGUCGAGCCCGAAAUGAAUUCGGCCGUGCUGAGCCACCUCGAGCCCGAAAGGACACGAGGCCGUGGCCGUGCCAGUACGAGCCGAGCGCGGUCGCCAGGCUCUCCACCUGGCAACUAGCCAGCCAACCAACCAGCAUCCCCACACCCCCACGGAGCAGCGAGGCAUGCUCCUGCUGCGGCGCCUGGCCGGGGCGGCCCGCCGGCGGGGACUCGCGGCGCGAGGCCUCGCGUCGGGGGCCCCGCGAGAGGCGGCGGACGCCGUGGUGGUGGGCGCGGGCGUCGUCGGCCUCGCGGUGGCGCGCGCGCUGGCGAUGGCCGGCCGCGAGGUGGUCGUGGUCGAGGCGGGCCCCAGCUUCGGCACCGGCACAAGCUCCCGCAACAGCGAGGUCAUCCACGCCGGCAUCUACUACCCGCCGCGCAGCCUCAAGGCUAGGCUUUGUGUAAGGGGAAAGGAAAUGCUCUACAAGUACUGUGCAGAACGAGGGGUUGCACACAAACAACUCGGUAAACUCAUUGUUGCAACUGGUGCUGCAGAGACCGGAAAGCUGGAUAUGCUCCUCAGGAAUGCUAAUGAAAAUGGGGUCAAUGAUCUCCAGUUGAUGGAGGGUUCUCAAGCUAUGGAGCUGGAACCUGAGCUUCGUUGUCUUAAAGCUUUACUGUCACCUAGUACUGGGAUAGUUGACUCUCAUUCAUUCAUGCUCUCCCUUUUGGCUGAUGCUGAAAACUUGGGAACAACCAUAUCCUAUAACACUGCAGUUAUCGGUGGGCAGGUUGGAUAUGAAGGCCUCGAACUCCAUAUUUGUGAAAGCAAAGAACUGCAGAACCAUCCUGUAGGGUCACAUGUGACCCCACAGCUUGUUUUGCUCCCAAAGCUUCUGAUAAACUCAGCAGGUUUGAGUGCAGUUCCACUUGCCAAACAAUUUCAUGGUCUUGACCAAGCAUUUGUGCCCAACCCUCAUUAUGCUCGUGGAUGUUACUUCACCCUCUCUCAAACGAAGAGUCCUUUCAGCCACUUGAUAUAUCCUCUACCAGAGGAUGGUGGUAUAGGGGUCCAUGUCACAAUUGACUUGAAUGGCCAAGUUAGAUUUGGCCCAGAUGUUGAAUGGCUAGAUGGUGGAGAGGAUCCUGUGUCAUGUUUUCUAAAUAGAUUUGAUUACUCAGUCAACCCCACCCGAUGUUCUGUAUUUUACCCUGUGGUAAGGAAGUAUUUCCCAAAUCUCAAGGACGGGUCAUUGGAACCUGGUUAUUCUGGGAUUAGACCAAAGCUUUCUGGUCCUGGACAGCCUCCUUCGGAUUUUGUCAUUCAGGGGCAGGAUAUCCAUGGUAUUACUGGGCUGGUUAACUUGUUCGGAAUAGAAUCCCCUGGUUUGACAUCAAGCUUGUCCAUUGCAGAACACAUUGUUUCGAGAUAUUUGUGAUGGGAGUCUCCUAAGUCCUAGAUAACACUUCAUUGUUGCAUUGAAGAAUGAUGAACCUGGCGUAUCAGGACUAGGGUUCACCUUAUAAAGUGAUCCAGUAAAGAGUAUUUUGAGCUGUUUUCUUUUGAUCUUUUGGAUUCUUGUUGCUGUGUACAUGUUGGAAUUUCAAAUUCGUUGGAAGUUUCAAAGAAAAAUCAACACGAUCAGGAUUGAAGUGGCACGGCACUUUUUGGGUAUGCAAACCUGACCGAUAUGUGGUGUUUGUUCGGCAAAAUGUAAUGUAAUCAAAUUACGGAUGGUAAUUAAUCAUGUUACAGCUGUUUGUUUUCA
Molecule: messenger RNA, 1992 nt
Organism: Setaria italica (foxtail millet)
Lineage: Eukaryota; Viridiplantae; Streptophyta; Magnoliopsida; Poales; Poaceae
Product: L-2-hydroxyglutarate dehydrogenase, mitochondrial
Exons: 6
Coding region: 409-1662 (417 amino acids)
Cellular component (GO): mitochondrion
Molecular function (GO): (S)-2-hydroxy-acid oxidase activity; (S)-2-hydroxyglutarate dehydrogenase activity
Source: RefSeq, a predicted model, not a curated record